Ostrinia nubilalis (European corn borer) is the source of this 1317-nucleotide messenger RNA. RefSeq lists its product as uncharacterized. The transcript is spliced from 3 exons. NCBI's taxonomy places the organism in Eukaryota, Metazoa, Arthropoda, Insecta, Lepidoptera, Crambidae. The coding region runs from base 36 to 1235 and encodes 399 amino acids. The record is from RefSeq and is a predicted model, not a curated record.
CCUCUCAUACUUCAGUACUGCGUAGAGCUAACAACAUGACGGACGUGCGCGAACUUGCAUUACGAAAUAUCUUGGAAGAAAUAGCCGUCGAGCAAAAAUAUGAAGACCCGGACAUACAAACAUCAGCUAUACCAACCACCGGCUCCAAUUUCACCUCCCAACUCUUCUAUGCUACUAUCAAAUCGGCAGAGAAACAGGAUAUAAACGUAUUCGCAAAAGUCGCCGUCGUCGCGGAAAAACUCCGAGAAGAAGUCAAAACAUUCACUAUUUUCGACACCGAAAGACACUUUUACACGAAGCUAACGAAGACGUACAAAGAAAUAGAAGACAAGCACAACAUCCCAGAAGAACACAGACUUGUUAUUCCCAAGUAUUACGGAGGCAGCAAUGAUUAUUUGAAAGAGGUGGUGGUGCUGCAGGAUUUGUCUAAAGAUGGCUUCAUAACAUACGACAGGUUGAAGUCUAUCGACUGGGAAUACGCGUCGACAGCAGUUGAAGAGUUGGCGAAACUCCACGCGUUGUCCAUAGCAUAUCAGAAGGAAUAUCCGGAAGAUUACGAAGCAGCAAAAGGAGUUUUGAAAAGACCAAUGUUGGGAGAUGAUCAUCCUAUAACAAUUAUGAUGAAACAAACGCUGAGUAAGACGGUGCAGAUGGUUCGUGAGGAGAACAGGGCGAAGCUGGAGAAGUUCUUCUCCGAGACGUUUCGUUUCGAGCAGUUCAAGAAGUUUUACGAGCCGAUCAAAAGGCCGGUCAUCAUACACGGUGACUUCAGACAGAGCAACCUCAUGCAUAAAAUAGAUGAGGACGGCAAAGUCCAAGUAGUGAUUGUGGACUACCAGUCCUUACAUCCAGGACCGGCUGCCAAUGACUUGCUGUACUUCAUCUUCACGGGGUCAGACGGGGCGUUCCGAGCCAAGUACUUCGACCGGCUUAUUGACCACUACUACGAGCAUAUGGCUGCUGCGUUACGGAGGCUGGACUUGGACCCUGAGGAGGCUUUCCCGAGGGAUAUCUUUGAUCAGGAGUUGAAACAGAUGUUGCCCUUCGGUCUUCUCAUCGCGGGCAUGUUGCUGCGCGUGAUCACCAUAGACAAGGCAGACGUGAGCAAAGAUGGCGAAGUGUUUGAGAACGACAGCUUCGAGACUAUGGCCGAGCUGAUGGGCAAGAGCAAUGAUUUGAGCACAAGAAGACUGAAUGAAGUUGUGGACGACUAUGUCAAGUGGGGGAUAUUAUAGAAAUAUCUUAGAACUUUAUUUUAAAAUGGGCUGCGUAAAGCUUCAACCACACCAACGCGUGCCGAUCGCCAUCGCCGCGGCC